UCUCCCAGAAGGCCUGGCGCCUCACCCCGCAUGCGCAGUGACGGGCCUGUUCGUUCUCGCUGAGGGAGAAAGACGCAAGCAGCCGCGGGGUCUCGGUGGAGCGGCGGUGGCUGGAGACGGAGAGCGACGGCGCCACAUGCAUAGUGAGUACUGUGUAGUCCUCUCACCCUCAAAGAUGGUGAAGCUGGAUAUUCACACUCUGGCUCAUCACCUCAAGCAGGAACGACUCUAUGUAAACUCAGAAAAGCAACUUAUUCAGAGAUUAAAUGCAGAUGUAUUGAAGACAGCUGAGAAACUGUACCACACAGCGUGGAUUUCCAAGCAGCAAAGGAUUAACUUGGACAGACUUAUCAUAACAAGUGCUGAAGCUUCUCCUGCUGAAUGCUGCCAGCAUGCCAAAGUCUUGGAGGACACACAGUUUGUUGAUGGGUACAAGCAGUUGGGAUUUCAAGAGACUGCUUAUGGAGAAUUCCUCAACAGGUUGAGAGAGAACCCUAGGCUUAUUGCUUCCUCUCUGGUUGCUGGAGAGAAACUCAACCAGGACAACACACAAAGUGUUAUUUACACAGUCUUUACCUCCAUCUAUGGCAAUUGCAUCAUGCAGGAAGAUGAGAGCUACCUCCUUCAAGUUUUGCGUUACUUGAUAGAAUUUGAACUAAAGGAAAGCGACAAUCCCAGACGGCUUUUGAGGAGAGGCACCUGUGCAUUCAGCAUUUUAUUCAAACUUUUUUCUGAAGGACUCUUUUCUGCAAAACUCUUCCUCACUGCAACAUUGCAUGAGCCAAUCAUGCAGCUGCUGGUGGAAGAUGAAGACCACCUAGAAACAGAUGCAAACAAAUUGAUCGAGAGGUUCUCUCCCGCACAACAGGAAAAACUCUUUGGGGAGAAAGGCACUGAAAGGUUCAAACAAAAAGUCCAAGAAAUGGUGGAUUCCAAUGAGGCUAAGUUAGUGGCUUUGGUGAACAAAUUCAUUGGUUAUCUCAAGCAGAACACAUACUGCUUUCCGCAUAGCUUGAGAUGGAUUUUAUCACAAAUGUACAAAACACUCUCCUGUGUAGACCGGCUGGAGGGUGGGGAGGUGCGAGCAAUGUGCACAGAUCUUCUGCUUGCAUGUUUCAUUUGUCCUGCAGUUGUCAACCCAGAACAGUAUGGAAUAAUUUCCGAUGCCCCAAUAAACGAGGUGGCAAGAUUUAAUCUGAUGCAGGUCGGGAGACUUUUGCAGCAGUUGGCAAUGACAGGCUCUGAAGAGGGAGAUCCGCACAUGAAGAGCAACCUUGGCAAAUUCGACAAAAGCUGUGUUGCUGCUUUCCUGGAUGUUGUUAUUAGUGGGCGUGCUGUGGAAACCCCUCCGAUGUCUUCAGUUAACCUUCUAGAAGGGUUGAGUAGGACUGUGGUUUAUAUGACAUACAGCCAACUUAUUAAUCUGGUUGGUUUUAUGCGAAAUGUAAUGUCAAGUGACCAACUGAAGGAAGAUCGGAUGGCUCUGGAAAACUUGUUGGCAAACUUACCCCAGAACAAACCCGGGAAAAGUAGCAGCCUUGAAAUGACUCCUUACAAUACCCCACAACUCUCCCCUGCAACUACCCCAGCUAACAAAAAAAAUCGACUGCCUAUAGCUACCCGUAGCAGAAACAGAUCAAAUAUUCCGAUGGACCAGCAUGGAGACCAUGAAGGAUCCUCCCAGGAUUCUAUACAGGAAGUUCAGCCAGAAGAAGUACUGGUUAUUUCUUUGGGAACAGGUCCGCAGCUUACUCCGGGGAUGAUGUCAGAAAAUGAGCAGGAAAAUCAAUUUUCAUCAGGUCCUUCAAAUCGCUCCAAUUCUGUGUCCUCUUUGGAUUUAGAAGGAGAGUCUGUGUCAGAGCUUGGUGCAGGGCCUUCUGGGAGCAAUGGUGUUGAAGCCCUGCAGCUGUUAGAACAUGAACAAGCUACGACUCAGGAUAAUCUUGAUGACAAGCUCCGUAAAUUUGAAAUUCGUGAUAUGAUGGGAUUGACUGAUGAUAGGGACAUAUCAGAAACUGUGAGUGAGACCUGGAGCACAGAUGUCUUGGGCAGUGACUUUGAUCCAAAUAUUGAUGAAGACCGUUUGCAAGAAAUUGCAGGUGCAGCUGCAGAGAACAUGCUUGGCAGCUUGCUGUGUUUGCCAGGUUCAGGAUCUGUGCUGCUGGACCCCUGCACAGGGUCAACCAUCUCCGAAACCACCAGUGAAGCUUGGAGCGUGGAGGUAUUGCCAAGUGAUUCAGAGGCCCCAGACCUAAAGCAGGAGGAAAGACUGCAGGAGCUGGAAAGCUGUUCUGGGCUGGGCAGCACCUCUGAUGACACAGAUGUGAGGGAGGUCAGUUCUCGUCCCAGUACACCAGGCCUCAGCGUCGUGUCAGGUAUUAGUGCAACCUCUGAGGAUAUUCCUAAUAAGAUCGAGGACCUUAGGUCUGAGUGUAGCUCUGACUUUGGAGGGAAAGAUUCAGUGACAAGUCCUGAUAUGGAUGAAACAGCUCAUGGAGCCAGUCAUUUGACUUCUCCCCCUUCUCAGUCGGACUCUUUGCUUGCAUUGUUUGACCCUUUGUCAUCACACGAAGGUGUAUCAGCAGUGGUUAGGCCUAAAGUGCACUAUGCAAGACCCGCUCAUCCGCCGCCAGAUCCCCCAAUCUUGGAAGGAGCUAUGGGAGGUAAUGAGGCCAGAUUACCAAAUUUUGGCUCCCACAUCUUAAUCCCAACUGAUUUGGAGGCGUUCAAACAAAGGCAUUCCUACCCAGAAAGGCUGGUCCGCAGCAGGAGCUCUGACAUAGUGUCAUCAGUUCGGAGACCUAUGAGUGACCCUGGCUGGAAUAGGCGGCCUGGUAAUGAAGAAAGGGAGCUUCCUACACAAACACCCAACAUUGGGGCAGCUGCUUCAGUGCCUGCGCCUCAGUCCUCUUCGUCAUCCCCCAGUAAAGACUCCUCUAGAGGAGAGAUUGAGGAACGAAAAGACAGUGACGAUGAGAAAUCUGACAGGAACAAACCCUGGUGGAGAAAGCGUUUCGUUUCUGCCAUGCCCAAAGCUCCUAUACCAUUUAGAAAAAAAGAAAAACAAGAAAAAGACAAAGAUGACUUUGUGUCUGAGAGAUUCUCAACACUUCAAGAUGAUCCCAAUCCCAGACUAAGUGCACAGGCACAGGCUGCAGAGGAUAUCCUGGACAAAUAUAGGAAUGCUAUUAAGCGAACCAGCCCAAGUGAAGGAGCUAUAGUAAAUUAUGAAAGUGCAGAUGUAAUUGGAGAUGGUGAGAGUAUACACGACUCUCCACGUGAUGAAGCCCUGCAGAAUAUGUCAGCUGAUGACCUCCCAGAUUCUGCAAGUCAAGUAGCACAGCCACAAGACUCUGCUUUCUCUUACAGGGAUGCAAAGAAGAAACUGAGACUGGCUCUUUGUUCAGCAGAUUCCAUUGCCUUCCCAAUGUUGACCCAUUCGACAAGAAAUGGCCUACCAGAUCACACCGACCCUGAUGAUAAUGAAAUUGUGUGCUUCCUGAAAGUUCAGUUAGCUGAAGCUAUUAACCUACAAGAUAAGAAUUUGAUGGCCCAACUGCAGGAGACAAUGCGCUGUGUAAGCCGCUUUGAUAACCGAACAUGUCGAAAGCUACUGGCUUCCAUUGCAGAGGAUUAUAGGAAAAGGGCUCCAUAUAUUGCUUAUUUAACUCGAUGUCGCCAAGGUCUGCAGACCACACAAGCCCAUCUGGAAAGGCUCCUGCAGAGGGUAUUACGUGAUAAGGAAGUGGCCAACAGAUAUUUCACCACAGUUUGUGUGAGGUUACUUCUGGAAAGCAAAGAAAAAAAGAUAAGGGAAUUCAUUCAAGAUUUCCAGAAACUCACUGCAGCAGACGAUAAAACAGCCCAAGUAGAAGACUUCCUUCAGUUUUUAUAUGGAGCCAUGGCCCAGGAUGUCAUCUGGCAAAAUGCCAGCGAAGAGCAGCUCCAGGACGCACAGCUUGCCAUCGAACGCAGUGUGAUGAAUCGCAUUUUCAAACUCUCAUUCUACCCGAAUCAGGAUGGAGACAUUUUGCGUGACCAGGUCCUUCACGAGCAUAUCCAAAGGUUGUCUAAGGUAGUGACUGCAAACCACCGAGCACUUCAGAUACCAGAGGUGUAUCUCCGGGAGGCACCAUGGCCAUCUGCACAGUCCGAAAUCCGCACAAUCAGCGCUUACAAAACCCCACGGGACAAAGUGCAGUGUAUUCUGCGAAUGUGUUCAACCAUCAUGAACCUGCUGAGUUUGGCCAAUGAAGAUUCAGUCCCUGGGGCAGAUGACUUUGUUCCUGUUUUGGUGUUUGUUCUGAUAAAGGCAAACCCACCCUGCUUGUUGUCCACUGUUCAGUACAUUAGUAGCUUCUAUGCUAACUGUUUAACUGGAGAAGAAUCUUACUGGUGGAUGCAGUUCACAGCAGCAGUUGAAUUUAUUAAAACCAUUGAUGAUCGUAAGUGACCCAAAAGGGCACCUAUGUAGACAGACUGUUAGCAGCAAAGAGCCUGUAAGAAUGUAUAUCAACUGUUUCAAAGGCUGAAGAAAUACUUUCCUUGUAUAAUAUUGUACAGAGUGGAAGCGUUUAAAAAAAAUUUUACUAAUCAGAUUAAUUAAUUUAACAGGUUUUCUUUCCUCUCUGUUUUGGUUGCAUCUUUCCCCCCUUUAGGGAUUAGCACGGGAAAAAGGGACCACAUUUUUCAGGUAUUGUGGAUUCUCAAAAUCGUUUAGGAAACUCUGCUGUCACUGCCCCUUUCACACACACUAUUUUUCCCCUAGGCUUCUGUUGAUGUAAAUUUGUUCAUUUUCUUUGUUUCCAACCAAAAAGAUCAUGGCAAGCACUUUUAAGAACCUUUCUAGCUUAAUACACCUUUUGUAAGAAAACACCAGCUGCACUGAAAGUUUGUAGCAGUUGACAUAAUUAUAAAUUGUACUUCACCUAUGGUAAAAUUAAAACCUGGGGACAAUGUAAAUAUAUUAUAUAAUAUUUAAUAAACUGCAGUCAUCUUUGGACUCAUUAUCCUUUCAACCAGCAAACAAGCAGUUUCUCUCUCCUACAGCAGGUUGUGACAUACUGUAUUGGGUAAUGAGAUGACUUCCUCAAUAGGAUAAGUUUAAAAAGGGCAAACCUAAAUAUUUAUUAAAAUUUAAUAAAGUUUACAGAACUUUCUGAAACUGGAAUUUACAAUUCACAGGGCUCUCACUCGAAAGUUUAAAAUUUUUGGCUCGGGAAUUAGAGCAUUUUAAAUAAAUAGUUUGGAUUUAUAGAGGAGAGGGGCUGUAAGUUUCAAUAGAGAAGUUCUAAUAUAAAAAGGAAUAGUAUAUACCUUAUUGUAAUAUUUUUCAUCUGAUGUAUUGUCUGAUGCAUCAAAUACUGUGUAUACUGUACAAACCCCAAACAGAAUUCCUUACAGAACCUGAAACUGUAAUAUAUAUUUUGAUUAUUCACAUUAAAUACACAUGCCAGGGGUUUCAGUGAAUGUUUUUUUACUAUAUGUUCUUUGUAUCGUCUUCUCUAGCAGUGCAGGUUUUACUAUUCAUAUAAAAUAUUUUAAAGUACCAUGUUGUCCUUUAUAAAACACAUCAUGAAAUCAGUUCACGGAAUCUUUGCAAAUGUCUCUCACCCCUCUCCCAUUUGAAACUGACAAUUACGAGAAGAGCAGGUGCACUUCCUUGACCAGCAAAAUAAUAGAGUUCCCAGAGCUGGCCCAAGCCAUUUCUUAUAUGCCUGUGAGUGGUCACUGGCCUUUGUUCUUGUAGAUCUCUCUAAAAAAGGAUGGCGAUCAAUUUCUUUUGUAAAAGGCACACUGCUUAACCCCUUGAUGCUGGCAUUACUCCUCGCUCUCUCCUCUUCCUCCCAGUGCACAUCUCUUUGCUGGCAGUGAGGUGAGCCAGAUGUGCUGGCUUUGAGCGGUAAAAGAAAUGACAUAAUCUGCACCCCUUCUUUAAAUAGAAGAACAGUUUAUAUUUCUAAACACUGCUUAAAAAUGGGUUGAAGAUUUUUUUGUGUACUGGAAAAAGCCAACAUACCACAUGUUAGAAGCCACGUGAGUUUUUUAAAAAGGGAAUCCAUAAAAAUCUAAGUAACUAUUACUUCUGAGAGUCAUUAACUGAAAUUAGAACAAUCUAUGUACAGUAUUAAGUGAUUGAGAUGUGAUUGUGUUACCCAUCUAGGCAUAAUUCAGUGAAAGAAACCUUUGUUUUCAAGGACUUAAUCAUUAAUGUGUAAUUCAAUAUAUCAUUUUUAUCAUGUUAAAUAAAUCAUGGGGAAUCAAGUGAGAUGGUAUUUUUUUUGAAGUUUUGUUUAUAGUCUUUCUCUUCUAUUAUAGACUUACAGGGUACAGCAAUACUUUCUAGUAGCAAUGGAGUUGCUGUAGUCUGCUUUACUGUGAUCUUGAGUCUGAAUGGCAUUGUAAUACUCUAGUUGUUUAGCCGUCAUGGUUUUUUGGUGCUAAUGUAUUGCAUUCACCGCCCUAACCAAUAACAUUCAGCAGCGAAGCACAAUACUGCCCUUUAAGAGAGAGCCAGAAUUACAUCUAAAAGCAACGUACAUUUGUUAUGCCACAAUUCAGAAGUGUUCUGUUGUGUUAAAUUAUCACUGAGAAUUUGCUGUGUUGAUAUCAAACUACUGACGUACCCUUAAUUCUGCAAUUUUUGGCUUUUGUGACAGAGAAUAUUUGGUCUCUAAAACCUGUCGUUUUCUUAUAUUUAACAUUUGGCACAAAGCUCUCUAAGGGGGAGCAAAUGAUAGUCAAUGAUUAUCAUGCAUUUUACCUUUUUAUUAUGAGCAGUCUGGACACAAAGGAGUUGAUCUAUGAUUCUGUGAUCAGCUUGAUCAGGUCUUCAGGAUUUAUUCUCUCUACUGGAAAGUUUGUUUUCUCCUGGCAAAAACCAUUUUCUUCACAUUUGUAUCACUUCGCUGCUUUUCUGUAUAGAAAAGUUACUGAAGAACUUGAACAAUUUUUUAAAUGGUAAAUAUUUGUAUAAGCCCCAAUAUAGGUGAGAAUCUUCACAGCAGGAUGGUCCUUUGCUUCUUUUUUAACCUGCUGUAAAAGCCUUUUAUACACUGUUAUAAAUGUAGUAAAAGAAUUAGGCUUUCCAAAGAAUUAGGGAUCUUAUUGUAAUGUGUGUGUCUAUUUUUUCCUGGUGUCCUGAUUUUGUUUUAAAAUGUUAAAUUAUAUGUACAGGAAGAUGACUUUACGUUUUCUGUUGUGCAAUAGUAAGAAAAUAAAGAUGGAAAGCACAUUAAGGACCAAACAGUAAAAGAACUGUUUUGCCAAAAGGCUCCAGCCAGCCAUGCACACACAUUGCAUUGAAUCAGUACUCAGAACUUCAGUGCUUGCUGUUAGAAUUACUUCAGCCACUUAACAGUGAACUGAAAAAUGUUUUGGGAGGUGGGGAGUGGAGGUUAUUAAUAGCGAUCAUAUAUGCAGACUUAAGGCCCAAUUAUUGAAGUUCAGGGUGCUGCCUGUAGGAGUAAGGAGUACUCACCUGUCUGUGAUUUCAUAUGAUUGGGCACAUACAUGUUACAAAGGCAUUAUUUUUCUUUCUUGGGAUGGGGAGCAGGAGGGAAGAGGCUUGGCUCUUUCAUCUGCAGGGGAAUCCCCUUUUACUUCUAACCCCUGAUGAUUUUUCUUUUUAAAGCUUGUUCUUCAAGAGGAAUUGCAAUGUAUGGCCUUUUGUUCUACCAAAUACUGAAUGUAACUGCCAUAAAUUUUAGGAAGAAGCCACAAACACAAUCUCUUUACUGUAGGUGAGUUUGUGGUGAGCACCAAGUGUUGGAUCAGAUUUAGUUUGAAAAUGUUGAUGUUCUAUUAAGCCAAAUUCUAGCAGAAAUUUGCGAUUUCGUUGCUAUGUUAAUGCUGAAUAGUUUGUAGAGGGAAAUUAGUAGACUAAGAAAGGGGAAGCAGUCAAGAGCAGUCCCGCUUCUCAAAGCUGCAUGAAAGUGAAGCAUAUUUGUCUAAAGUCUAGUAAUUUAUGUGGCAUAUAUAUAUAUUUUUAUAUAUAUAAAGCAGCCUUAGGCUAGCUGUGUGGCAGGAGAACCUGGAGCAGCAGAAAAAAUAGUGGACCGUAGGAAGGGGAAAGUACUCCUUUUAUUUGGGUAACAGCUGAUAGCUUGGUUGAGCCUGUACUACUUGAGAAUUAAUUGCUGAGUUACUAUUGUGUGUUCUGUACCUUUAAUUGUGCUUCACCUCUAUUUAAAAGCUUUGUACUGCCUCUCUUGAAACUGGUAAAGCCUUUAACAUUUUAAAUUAAUGAGCUUGCACAAUCUUGUAUACAGGAAACCCAUCUUGUCUCUACUGUGAUUAUUAAUGUAUUAUAUCAUUCUGUAAAAACUGAUUAAAAAGGAGAGCAGUUUAACUGUGA
Messenger RNA from Chrysemys picta bellii (western painted turtle), 8356 nucleotides. NCBI's taxonomy places the organism in Eukaryota, Metazoa, Chordata, Testudines, Emydidae. The record is from RefSeq and is a predicted model, not a curated record.